GUGAAAUGUGGCUGCUUGAGGAUAUGGAAACAUUGAUGUGGCGACUUGACAAACAUUCAGAUUAUGCAUCAUGGAUUGAUUCUUUUGAGAAAAUUAUUUAGUUUUAAAAUUCCUUGUUUUUUUAACUGUCGACAGAUGUGGUGGAAAGUUCAAGCUCAAAGCUUGUUUACGAAGCUAAAUUCCUUAAACAGGUCCAGGAAAGUCAUCCUAGCUUUACUUGUUGUAUGUGUUUUCCUAUACUACAUUUUGAGUUCAAGAACUACAGAGAAACCUACAAUAGUACCAGAUAAUCUUGAAUUUUGUUUACAAGAAAAAGUGGAAAGGUUUUCAGACUCCAUUAACAGAUAUGAUGUUUUCCUGAAUCAGGAAAACCAAGAUAAAACAUUUCCUCCUUAUGUUGGAAAUGGGAAAUUGGCAGCUUCAAUAGACAGCGAGUAUGGACUGUUUAUCCGACUUAAUCGAGCACUCUCCUUGCCUGUAAAAUAUUACCCAGUGGUGUCUACAAAAAUCAUCAACAGCAAAGCUAGAGAGGCUACAUUAUUAAACAUUAGAGAUGGAAUUGCUUACAGACUACAGACAGUUCAAACUGGAGGUUGGAGGAGCAAGUGUAACUAUGUGGAGAGUCGAUUAUAUGCCCACAGAGCCCGACCAUCUGUUUUAGUCCAGGAUAUUCGUAUUUCCAACCCUAGUAAAAGACCAUUGUUCCUUGAAUUUGAUCCAGCUGGCCAAUUUAAUUGGAAAAACUCCAAGACUUUUCCUAAAACAGAGACGGUGGGAGGUAAAUCUAUCAGGUAUGAGGUGACGGAGGGGGAGGUAGAUCUACCAGAUAACAAAUACCACGUGUAUGCUGUCGUGGCAUCUAUCAGACUACCCAAAAAUAUGUUCUCCCUCAAGGCAGGAGAAACCAGACAGUAUCAAGUAUUGACUGUUGUAAACUACACAAAACCAUAUGAGACAAAACCAGAGAAAUUGACAUCUGUGAUGUCAUCAGGGGUAGAGAAGGAAUUGAAAGAUGUUGUGAAUAUUGGAGCCUCAGCCCUGCAAAGUGAGCAUGUAAAAGUAUGGAAUAAGAUGUGGCAGAGUGGAUUUGGAAUCAGCCAUUCUAAGGCCCAGGGAGCCCUGAAUGCUGAUAAGAUUAACACUACUAUUUAUUAUGUACUGAGUAAUGUCCCAGCCCCACUGUAUGACUUACGGGUCACUCCAACAGAGAGGACUAGAAUCCAGCAGGUUCUCCAUUACCCUGACAGGUGCUACAAUGGACAUUCUACACUGCUUGCUAACACACUGUGGGCAGAUGUGACAGAUGAGGAUGACAUUGCCCGUGUGUCCACAACUUGGAUGAUAACUCUGGAGAAGAUGGGCUGUGAUUUCAUGGUCAGAUCAGGUGCAGAAGGGGUUCUUCAGGCAAUGCUCUUGAGCAUGGGGGCCCUUAGAUUUGGCGACAGUCACCUGGAGUUUAAGAUGGAACCCAAGGAUCUCCACAGGGACCUAUUUUUCCACCGAAUCAAUUACGGCAAUAACACACAUCUUAAUAUAUCUGUGAUAGUCGGGGAUGACAAUAAAGCAAGUAUCUACGUUGCUUUGGAUCGCAAUGAUCGACCAUAUUAUGCCUGUGAUGCAGGGUGCAUUGACGCCCCUAUGCAAUUAUCGAGGAAAGUGCAGCAGUUUCCUGUAAAGUUGACGGAGCCUUUGACAGCCAUACUUUACAUCACAGCUGAUAAAGUACACAUGGAGGAGUUAAAACAUGUCCUCCAUCUACAAUCCAUCAAAGAAGCUCCUCCACAUGAGCACCAUGUGAUAGCCUUACACAAACAUGGCCACCAUUUUGGAGGUCUGCCCCUAAUAUUCUGGAUCUCAGUAGCAUUCCUAGUCAUCAUUUUCCAUUUGUUCCUGGUUAAGUUAAUCAUUAACGAGUAUUGUCAAGGCCAGGAGAGAUUUACAAACAGAAGGAAAGGCUACAAUGUGUGAGAUACGUAUCCUCAGUUCUGUUAUGCCCUCUGUGUCUUUCCAUUGUUUUACAAGGAGAAAAGACAAUCUACAAAAUACAGUCAAAAUAUCAUAUCAUUCCAAUGGGUGUUUUUAAUUUGGUGUUUACAAUUAGACAUCUUUGAAAAUAUGUGACUUUAAGAUAAUCAAUAUGGUAUACAUGUAUGUACUUUAGUAUAAUUUUAUUUUCGUUGCUAUGUGCUUUUGUAUAAUCCUUGACUUUACCAUAUGUACAUGCAUAUUCCUUGACCAGCAUAAGGAAUAAAAGUGUAUAUAAAGAAGGUAAAUAGAUUAUUACUGGUAUUAAAAUACACAUGUAUCAUUAUAGCAAAUGAUUUGAUAUAAGCAAGGACUGAACUGUUUAGAUUUGAAUAACUUGCUUAUUUACACAACGAUUUUUAAUUGUCAUCUUAAACAAAAAAAUCUUUAUAAAUUUUGCAGCAAAUAAUUUCAUUAUGUGUCAACUCUCAUUCACUCUCUGUGAAACAAUACUUUUAAUUUAUAACUUUAUUAAAUGUGAUAUAUACCAAGUUUUAUGGCAAAUCUAAGACUAUGUUCAAGUUCAUGUUGUGUCGUACUACCCUAUAUGAAUUUAAAUCUGGAUUUUGCAAAUAUUUGAAUUCAUUAUUUGCCUUUUAAAAUGAUUAAUAAAGUGUACAUUUCUUAAGAAAGGAGGGGAUUUAGUGCUUUUAUUUAUUUGUUUUUCAACAGUAUUGUUCAAAAUGUUGAGUGUGCAUGGAAGAGAAAAUUGUGAUAAAAAGAGCUUUUGGCAGCUCCAUUUUUGUUCAGUUUUUGUUUGUAAUGUGUAUGCAUUGUGUUAUCUUCACUUUCGUAUAGAAUUUAGAUUAAAUUGGCAACAAUUCUGAAUUCCACAUAUGUUUUUAUUUUUAGCCAUAAUAAGUAUAUUAUCCACAAUUCUGUUCUAUGUUGUGAUAUCUAUAUGUAAAUAUGUUACGGAUUUUUUUAAAAUCAGUUUUAUAUUCUUGGGUUAAGUGUAUGUUUCUGAAAACAUAAUUUUAUGACAUUAUUGGUAGACGCAACUUCUAUUUUUAUUUGCAUUCAAACCUUAAUGUUUAAAACAUAGAGGCACAACUAGAAAUCUAACGGAAAAUCAAAUUUGAAUUCCUAAUCAGGUUAGGCAAAAACUCAUUUUCGACAUAUGUUAGAGAUAAGUUCACUUAAUUCUGUUUUUCAUAAUAUAAGGUAUUUACUAUUUAGACAACCAAACUAGUAUCACAAACCAUAAUUCUUCAAAUUUCUUGUUUAAAUGCACAUUUUCUGGUACAUAAAAUUCUUCUCCAACAUUAUCUUUGUAAUAACUUUUUUUUCUUGCCGUGUUAUAUUAUAUUUAUAACAUAUAGUUAGAAUUUUAAUGUACUUAGUGGUAUGUCAAAUUGUUUACUGUAGUCUGAAAUGUACAUGUCUGAGUGAUUAUAACCUGAGUGUAAGCAGAAAUGUUAUUGAUCAUAAUCUGAAUGUAAGUGGUUAUGUUAUUGAGCAUAACCUGAAUGUAAGUGGAAAUGUUAUUGAUCAUAAUCUGAAUGUAAGCAGAAAUGUUAUUGAUCAUAACCUGAAUGCAAGUGGAUGUUAUUGAUCAUAACCUGAAUGUAAGUGGAAAUGUUAUUGAUCAUAACCUGAAUGUAAGUGGAAAUGUUAUUGAUCAUAUCCUGAAUGUUAGCAGAAAUGUUAUUGAUCAUAACCUGAAUGUAAGUGGAAAUGUUAUUGAUCAUAAUCUGAAUGUUAGUGGAAAUGUUAUUGAUCAUAAUCUGAAUGUAAGCAGAAAUGUUAUUGAUCAUAACCUGAAUGUAGGUGGAAAUGUUAUUGAUCAUAACCUGAAUGUAGGUGGAAAUGUUGCUCUUUGUAAUGAAUGUGUGGGUGUUGUGUGCACUGUUGAAUCGAAGUACAUUUAGAAAUAUGUUCAACCUUAUGCUUGUUUUUCUGUAAAUGCAGUGUGUAUGUAAAUGUAUUAUAUAUAAAACAGAUUUGAGGGUU
This is a messenger RNA of Saccostrea echinata, 3978 nucleotides long. RefSeq lists its product as uncharacterized. Lineage: Eukaryota; Metazoa; Mollusca; Bivalvia; Ostreida; Ostreidae. Bases 64 to 1968 code for a protein of 634 amino acids. The transcript is spliced from 15 exons. The record is from RefSeq and is a predicted model, not a curated record.